AUGCUCGUGGAGAGCUUUGACAACGUGUACCUGGAUCUGUCAAAACAGCCCGGAAAAUGCAAGCUGGCUGAGAGUGGUCUGGGAUGGCGCCCAUCUGGAGGCGGUGACACCUUCACUCUGGAUAGUAGCAACAUUGGUGGUGCCCAGUGGAGUCGCGCCGCGAAAGGUUACGAGCUGAGGAUCUUGUCGCGAUCCUCGGGUGUCAUCCAACUGGAUGGUUUUGACCAAGAGGAUUUCGAACGGUUGAGCAAGGCUUUCAAAAUCUGGUACGGCAUCAACGUAGAGACCCGCGAACACGCCCUUCGAGGAUGGAAUUGGGGCAAGGCAGAGUUCACCAAGGCCGAGCUGUCCUUCAAUGUGCAGAACAGACCCGCCUUUGAAAUCCCCUACUCCGAAAUCUCCAAUACCAACCUGGCUGGAAAGAACGAGGUCGCCGUGGAGUUUGCGCUCUCGGCUACCGAUGUGAACGGUACUGGCCAGCCGGCUGGCAGCACAAAGAACCGGGGUCGCAAGGCUGCUGCGGGAGCCGAUGAACUCGUGGAAAUGCGCUUCUACAUUCCUGGAACAGCUGUCAAGAAGGAGAAGGCGGAGGGCGCCGAGGGCGCUGAAGGCGAGGAGGAAAACGACGAAGAAUUAGAGGAGCAAAAUGCUGCCAACCUCUUUUAUGAAACCCUGAUGGACAAGGCCGAGAUCGGUGAGGUGGCAGGCGACACCUUUGCUACGUUCUUGGACGUUCUUCACCUUACACCCAGAGGUCGUUUCGAUAUUGACAUGUACGAAUCGUCAUUCCGUCUUCGCGGCAAAACGUACGACUACAAGAUUCAAUAUUCUGCCCUCAAAAAAUUCUUCUUGCUUCCUAAGCCCGACGAUACCCACACCCUCAUUGUCCUGGGUCUGGACCCCCCCGCUGCGGAACUCCUGCAAUCCCAAUACAAGGAUAAGCUGCAACCGCACUACGAAGAGCCAAUUCACCAGGUGGUGACCAAAAUUUUCCGGGGCUUGUCUGGUAAGAAGGUCAUCAUGCCCUCCAAGGACUUUACCAGCCACCAUGGUCACCAUGGAGUCAAGUGCUCCAUCAAGGCCAAUGAAGGUCUGCUCUACUUCUUGGAUAAGAGCCUUAUGUUUGUACCCAAACCUGCGACCUACAUUCAGAUGGAGAACGUUGCCGUGGUCACCAUGUCGCGUGUCGGAGGUGCCGUGUCUGCCAGCCGCACAUUUGAUAUCACUGUCAGCUUGAAGGCAGGUCUUGGCGAGCACCAGUUCAGCAACAUCAAUCGUGAGGAGCAGCAACCUCUGGAGGACUUCUUCAAGGCCAAGGGUAUCCGCAUUAAGAAUGAGAUGGCCGAGGAUGCCUCGAAUCUUCUCAAGGCCGCUCUUAACAACGAGGACUUGAUGGAAUCCAGUGACGAGGAAGGUGCCCGUGCGGACCGUGGCUCGGCUGAUGAAGAUGACGAGUCUCCUGAUGAAGACUUCCACGCCGACUCUGAUUCUGACGUUGCCGAGGAAUUCGAUUCCGACCACGAGAGCAGCGGCAGCGGCAGUGAUGCGGAGAUGGGCGACGCCUCGGAUGGCGGUGGUGGCAGUGAUGCGGAGGAAGACCGGCCGAAGAAGAAGACCAAGGUCGGAAAAUAA
This is a messenger RNA of Penicillium maclennaniae, 1632 nucleotides long. Its product is annotated as FACT complex subunit POB3. Gene Ontology annotation, cellular component: nucleus; FACT complex. The coding region runs from base 1 to 1632 and encodes 543 amino acids. The transcript is spliced from 6 exons. The record is from RefSeq and is a predicted model, not a curated record. Lineage: Eukaryota; Fungi; Ascomycota; Eurotiomycetes; Eurotiales; Aspergillaceae. Gene Ontology annotation, molecular function: DNA binding; nucleosome binding; histone binding.